Messenger RNA from Rubroshorea leprosula, 1623 nucleotides. Lineage: Eukaryota; Viridiplantae; Streptophyta; Magnoliopsida; Malvales; Dipterocarpaceae. The record is from the annotation of a GenBank genome assembly.
GCAGAGCACAAAAGGGGAUUUUCCCUCUCAACCCAUCUCUCUUUGUCUUUCUCUUUCUACGUACGGUUUUUAAUUUCUGAUCUGAAAUUCGACAUUCUCCGAGAUUUCCCCCUUUAAUUGAAACGGGGAUUUUAAUUUUCAUCAACAGUCAUCGAAGCUGCAGACGGAGACCAGAAACAAUGGCUUAAUUGAUUUUGAGACUUACAUUAAAUAGGGGUUUAGAUUUUGAGGGAUUUUGAAGGGGAAUUUGCAAGAGAAUCACCAAACCGAAACCGGAAGAUGGAAACCCCAGAAACAAAACCUCAAAGCUGGAGCUCCUCGCCGGCGCUGCCAACAUCAGUGUCGAGACUAUGGAGGCCGGCCGCUCAACGGAACCUGAGGAACCAAUGGUCAAAAUUGGCUUCUUAUAGGAAACAGUGGCUUUCUUCUUCUUCCCUCGGAAGAUCUCACGCCACCUCUCUCGUCAACGCUUAUUUGUCUCAAAAAUACAUGCCACUAAUGGAGCUUGGUGCUCUAAGUGAUAUGCCGGAUAUUCGAAAGAAGGCUUCGUUGAAGUUGUUUAAGCAGCAAGAGCUUCAUGGUAGCAACCUUCUGUCAUCUUACAAGGAUAUGGUAACUGUUAUAAAACAUAUGGUUGAUGCUGGGAGAUCCAUGAGAUGCUUUCUAAAAGGGACUUCUGGCAGUCCACUUGUACAAUUUUCUGGUACUUCUGAGGAUAAUAAUGAUGCUGGUGAUGGUGGUGGGAUCCCAGUUUUUGCAUUUUGGUCAAUUUCUUCCUUCGAAAAAUUGGCAGAGGAGCUUGUUCAGAUGUUCAAGUUGGAACUAAGUUUGAAGCGAUUACUUGUAGUCGAGUUACUAUCCGUUAGUUGUGAAGAUCAACAAGUCAACAAGGUUUGUUGGUCAGAUGAGCUUUAUCCAGGAGAAUUUAACGAUUUGGUUAUAUGCAACUUGUAUUCCGAAGAUAAUUCUGAGCCAGUUCAUCCACAAUUGAAGGAAUGCAAAACUGAUGUGCCAGCUGUACCACACAACAGUCAGCCAGACCAUGAAACCUUGCAGGUGUAUCUGACAACAUGGCUUGCAGAGGUGAACAUAGAUGCUCACAGGGUAGAUGAAAUAUUUGCAAUAAUUGGGGAGGAAAUGCAUGUUAUGCUCUCAUAAAAGCAUCUUUCCAUUUGAAAAACAUCAAGCCCUGGUUAGAUGCAGUGAUGUGGUUCAUUUUUCUCAAGCAUUUCGGCUCAACAUAUUAACUGAGUUAUGUGGGUGGAAGGUCUCGUGUCAUAAAUAGAGGAAUUACAAUUUCUCCUCAGCGGAUGAGAUCCUUUAAACGGAAAACGAACAUGUUAAUGGUUGACAAGAGGGGAGGGAGGGCGGGGGUGUGAAUCUCAAAAAGGCAAUUCGUUACUGGACUGCCUUUGUUGCAGUAGUCCUUCUCAAACACCUCAUUAAUGCUCAAGAGAUGUUCAUGGCCAAAAUUUUCGUUGUUGGAGAAUUUCUGAAAUUAUUGAGUCAAAUUCCAUUUUCUUGAAAAUUAUGGAUGUUGUAGGGUUGAGUGUUUGGAAUAGAGGUUUGAGUUUAGCCGUUUGUACUAAUUAGAUGAAUAAGAAAUAAGAAUAUUUAAAUUGU